UUCUUAACUCUGCAAUCGAUUUGCAUUUAUUUACAAAUUUGAUUGUGGGACCCUAUCUUUCAUUACGAUUAUAGAAUACAAGUAAACAACAAACAUAAUCAAUUAUUGAUUAUGUUUAAUUGUAUUUUGUGUUUGGUUUAUAUAAUUUAACUAAUUCCUUUACAAAUAAGGGAAGGAAAUAAGAAAUAAACAAAGAACGACCAACAAAUACAUGUAAUAGUAACAUACCUAUGCAUAACUUUGACUUGCAGCACCUCCACACCAAUCCCGCCGUACUUCUCUUCAUUCAAAACUAUGCACGAUUUCCACGAAUGGUGGGAACAAAUAACAAUACAAACAAAAUUUAACCCAAAAUUUCCAGCCAAAUUCCAUCAACAAUCAGCCCAGCAAGAAUCUCCUCCAAUUACGCCGAAACAAGUCCAAAUGGACCACCUUAAUAUUCACAAAUCGCAGCAGCCUUCUUGUUUUCUUUCCCAAGUGUCAAACUUACUGGCUUCUGAUUAGGAACCUUCUGGCUUUCCUUUCCAUUUUGAUACUUAUUUCAAGGGAAACACUCUUUCAGAUUGUAACAUAACUAAACAAUAUGGUUCUACUGGAGAUUUGGUUUGUUUUCUUUGUGAGCAACCAUUUCUCAUUUGUGUCUUCUCUGAGUGAAGAAGGAUUUGCUCUGCUUUCAUUCAAGAACUCAACUUUUGAUCCUGAACGGUUCCUCCAAAACUGGAACUUCUCUGAUGCGACUCCAUGUUCUUGGAAUGGAAUCACUUGUGCAGAACAAAGAGUUGUCUCUCUCAGUAUCGCAGACAAGAAACUCUCUGGUACUCUCCAUCCUGCACUUGGAAAACUUUGGUCACUCCGCCAUUUAAGCCUUCGAAACAACAAUCUUUUCGGAAGCUUUCCAAAUGAACUCUACAACUUGGUAGAGUUACAAAGCUUGGACCUCUCACAAAAUCUCUUCAAUGGUUCUAUUCCAGAUGGGUUUGGUUCCCACUUGACAUCUCUUCAGAAUCUCAAUCUUUCCUUCAAUGUGAUCCACGGUUCGAUCCCUGCAGACUUCAGCAACUUGUACAACUUGCGAGGUACUCUUGAUUUGUCUCACAAUGUCUUUAGCGGCCCAAUCCCGCCAAGCCUAAGCAGCCUCCCUGCAACCCUUUAUAUUGAUCUCAGUUACAAUAAUCUCAGUGGCUCAAUACCACCACAAGAAGCUUUCCAGAACCUUGGACCAACAGCUUAUGUAGGGAAUGCCUUUCUAUGUGGACUUCCCCUCAAUGCUUCAUGUCCGUUCGUAAUGCCAACGUCAAACCCUGACUCGUGGUUCCAUUGCCCAUCACAUGGGAAAGGUGGAAAAUCUUGCUCCAUAAUCACAGGCUCUGCAAGUAUCAUAGUUGGUCUCUGCCUGGUUAUCCUGGUAGUAUUUUGGUGCAAGAGAGCUUAUCCUCCUAAAGGUAGUGAAAAUCUAACUGGUUGCAACUUUAGGCAGGCAUUGAUGUUUAAAACAGAGUUUUCUUGCUUUGCCAAAUAUGAAGUUGAAGCCCUACCAGAAAACAUGGAGAAUUAUAACUUUGUGCUACUGGAUCGGCAAGUCGACUUCAAUCUCGAGCAACUUUUGAAAGCCUCAGCUUAUCUUCUAGGCAAGAAUGGAAAUGGGAUUGUGUAUAAAGUGGUUCUAGAGAAAGGACUAAAGCUAGCAGUAAGAAGGUUGGAAGAUGGAGCUUAUGAAAGGUUUAAAGAGUUCCAAAGUGAAGUUGAAGCAAUAGGGAAAGUCAGACAUCCCAAUAUUGUAGCUCUUUUAGCUUAUUGCUGGUCUGUUGAAGAGAAGCUGCUCAUACAUGAGUACAUACCACAGGGAGACCUAGCCCUUGCAAUUCAUGGGAAAGCAGAAAAUUCCUACUUCAAACCACUUUCUUGGGCUGAUCGUGUGAAAAUCAUGAAAGGAAUAGCAAAGGGAUUGACAUACCUUCAUGAAUUCAGCCCAAGAAAAUAUGUCCACGGCGAUCUGAAACCAACCAACAUUCUGCUAGGCAACAACAUGGAACCCUACAUCUCAGAUUUCGGACUUGGACGACUAGCAAAUGCUGCCGGAGAUUUCACCGCCUCAUCGUCGGAGCGAACCGCCUCCACAACGCCGCGGCGCUCUCCGUUCCGAUCAAAUUCCAUGUGCUCCUCUCUGUCGAUAGGGUCAUAUUAUCAAGCACCGGAAGCGUUGAAGGCGGGAAAGCCAUCGCAGAAGUGGGAUGUUUACUCCUUCGGCGUGAUAAUUCUUGAAAUUAUGACCGGGAAGUUUCCGGUGAUUCAAGCGGGUUCGUCGGAGAUGGAGCUGGUCGAAUGGGUCGAACUUGGAAUGGAUGAAGGGAAACGGGCAUCGUGUGUAAUAGAUCUGUCAAUGUGUGAGGAAGUGGAGAAGGAAGAAGCUGCGGCGGCCAUUGAAAUAGCGGUUGCUUGCACUCGGAAGAGCCCUGAGAAGAGACCUUGUAUGAGAAUUGUUUCCGAAUGUUUGGAAAAAUUGGCAACUUCAUCGUAACUGCAAAACUUAAUUGCAAAAUGUGAAGAUGAUCUUGAUUAUUAUUGUUUCUUUUUUUAAAUAAAUAAUGAAAUAAUGUAACUUUAAAUAAA
This is a messenger RNA of Benincasa hispida (wax gourd), 2610 nucleotides long. RefSeq names its product receptor protein kinase-like protein ZAR1. NCBI's taxonomy places the organism in Eukaryota, Viridiplantae, Streptophyta, Magnoliopsida, Cucurbitales, Cucurbitaceae. The record is from RefSeq and is a predicted model, not a curated record. Gene Ontology annotation, biological process: protein phosphorylation. Gene Ontology annotation, molecular function: protein kinase activity; protein binding; ATP binding.